AUGUCAUCAGCAGUCACAAGUACGUCAGACUCAACUGCGCCGGGCAAUUCGCAGACUUUCAAAAAAAUCGCCACGAAGUAUUUUUUAUCAUGUACAGCUGCAUUAGUUGCCGAAACGGUCACAUAUCCUCUGGAUAUAACAAAAACUAGACUACAAAUCGCUAGAAAUAAGUUUACAAAAGGAGGGAUGGUGCAAGUAACAUACGAUAUCAUUAGAAGAGAAGGAGCAAUGGCUUUAUGGACAGGAGUAGCACCAGCAAUCACAAGACAUUAUAUCUACACAGGAAUUCGAAUGGGUGCUUACGAGCAGAUUCGUUUACUUACAUUUAAUAAAGAAGUAGAAAAGUCAUUUCCGUUAUGGAAGUCUAUGCUUUGUGGUGCAUUUUCUGGGCUUAUUGCUCAAUUCGCGGCUAGUCCGACCGAUUUGGUGAAGGUUCAAAUGCAAAUGGAAGGACUUCGAAGAUUGCAGAAACAACCUUUACGAUAUACAGGAGCAACCGAUUGCUUCAGAUCCCUUUAUCGAACACAAGGAUUUUUUGGAUUGUGGAUUGGUUGGAUGCCAAAUUGUCAGCGAGCAGCACUGCUCAAUAUGGCUGAUAUUGCUACAUAUGACAGUGUGAAGCAUGGGCUCAUUGAUAAUUUCGAACUUAAAGAUAAUUGGCUAACUCAUGCCGUUGCUAGUGCUUGUGCUGGACUUGCUGCUGCCAUUGUAUCACUUCCAUCAGAUGUCGUUAAAACUCGAAUGAUGGAUCAGAUUCGGCACGAGCUGGACGCCAAAAUGAUGCAUAAGAAAAAUACGCAUGUGGAUCUAUACAAAGGCGUCGUCGAUUGCUACAUAAAAAUUAUCAAAAACGAAGGAUUUUUCUCACUUUACAAAGGAUUCCUUCCAUCUUAUAUUCGAAUGGCUCCGUGGUCUCUUACCUUCUGGGUCUCCUACGAAGAAAUCCGUAAAUGGACCGGCGCUUCAAGUUUCUAGUUUUGCUUCAUAAUUCAGUUUAUAGUUUUUGCUUAAAAUUGUAAUUAGUUAUAGAUUUUUCAGUUUAUUUUUAAUUCAUUUAAUGUAAGCCCACGGGUUAUUGUCUUUUUUCUAUGAUUUUUGACAGAUAGGAAAUUAUUUUUUGUUGCGAGCUUCCGUCAAUCCCAUGUCUUUUUUUCUAAUUACCUGUGCCAUCUUUCUUCCCUUUUCGUUGCUCAUAGACUCUUUUCGGUGUAUUUUUUGCAUUUAUUUUUAGCGUUUUCGAAUUUGAGAUAUUCGUUAAAUUAGAUCAGUUUGUAUGUUG
Messenger RNA from Caenorhabditis elegans, 1279 nucleotides. RefSeq names its product UnCoupling Protein (mitochondrial substrate carrier) (gene ucp-4). Gene Ontology annotation, biological process: transmembrane transport. The coding region runs from base 1 to 975 and encodes 324 amino acids. The transcript is spliced from 6 exons. Gene Ontology annotation, cellular component: mitochondrial inner membrane; membrane. NCBI's taxonomy places the organism in Eukaryota, Metazoa, Nematoda, Chromadorea, Rhabditida, Rhabditidae. The record is from RefSeq and is marked reviewed.